UAUUACUCACUUUUAUUUAUCAUGCUUGAAGCUCUUGUGGCUUCCAUUCUUAAUCGCGUACUUGGAAAUUAUGUAUCGAAUUUGAAUUAUGAUCAAUUAAAAAUUGCUAUAUGGAAUGGUGAAGUGAAUCUUCAUAACUUGAAACUUAGAAAAGAUGCCUUGGAUAAACUUAAAUUACCUAUCAAUGUAGUGGAAGGUUGUUUGGGUGAACUGACACUUAGUAUUCCUUGGUCUAAUCUCAAAACGAAACCUGUCAAGGUUCAUAUUCGAAAUGUUUAUUUACUGGCAGCACCAAAAACAGAAACAACUGUCAAUGUAAAAGAAGAAGAAGUUAGAGCACAACAAUUGAAACGACAAAAGUUAGAAACAGCUGAACUAUUAGAUACUUCUCGCAACAGCAAAACCAAAGAUGAUAACACUAGUAGUAGUGAUGGUGGUUUUAUUGGUCAACUUACAACAAAAGUGAUUGAUAACUUACAGUUCUCCUUGGAAAAUAUUCAUCUUCGAUAUGAAGAUAAUAUAUCAUGUCCUGAUCAACCUUUUGCUGCUGGUAUUACUCUUAAGGAACUUAGUGCUAUUUCUACUGAUGGAAAUUGGGAACCGGCCUUUAUUGGUGAACUUUCAAAUACUAUUCACAAGCUUGCUAAACUCGAAUCUCUCUCUGUUUACUGGAAUACUGGAGCUACUUCCUUAGUAGGAUUAUCACCUCAAGAAGCAUCCAAAAUAUACACUAAUCUGAUACCCACUGCAGACAAUGCCACCGAGAAUCAUCAAUACAUUGUCAAACCUGUUUCUGGUACUGGGAAGAUCAAAUUGAACAAGAAAUAUGGAAAUGAAAAUGCAAAAAUUGAUACCACUUUGAUAUUUGAUGAACUUGCCUUUGCUUUGGAUGAUGAACAAUACCGUGAUGCUCUUCUUUUAGUGGAUCAGUUCCAUUCCAAUCUCAAGAAACAAGAAUAUCUCAAAUUUCAUCCUCCUGUUGGUGUCACUCCAAAAUCAGAUCCCAGGGCCUAUUUCCGAUUUGCUGGUCAAGCUGUUUUAUCCAAAAUACAUGAACGUAAUUACAAAUGGACAUGGGAUCAUUUCCGAAAAAGACGUGAUCAACGACUGGCUUAUAUUGAAUGUUAUUCGGCGCAGAAACGAAACAAUGCUACUUCUCAACAAAAGGAACAGUUCACUGAACUUGAAGACGCCUUGUCAUUUGAAGAUAUUAGGUUUUACAGAAGUAUUGCCAAAAGUCGUCUACGAAAGGAAAAAGUCCGCAUUGAGGAAGCCAAGCAAAAGAAUGCAAACAAAGGAUGGUUCAGUUCCUGGUGGGGUGGUGACAAUGAUUCUUCUGCCACUGAUGCAAAGGAUAAUGACGGUGACUCCAUGGUGUUAACUGAACAACAAAAGAAAGAAUUAUAUGAUGCUAUUGAUUAUGAUGAAGACAAAGCUGCUAUUGAAUCUUCUAUGGUGAUGCCAAAAGAUACAAUGAAAUUCGUUUUAUCUACCAAACUCAAUCGUGGUUCAUUCAGACUUGUACAACAUCCCCAUACAAAACGACAUCAAUUGACCAGCGUUGUAUUUGAAACUGUCGGCAUUGAAGUGGUACAAUAUACUGAAUCUUUAAAGGUAUCCGCUAGUUUAGGUGAUUUACAAUUAUAUGACGGAUCAACUGAGAACACACUCUAUCCGCAACUCAUUGGCGUUAAGAAAGGAUCUGGUAAAGGAACGCUUUCACUUUUGGACUCGAAUCAUUAUUGUGAUAUUCAACAUCAACGUGAUACUGAUCGAUAUUUGGAACAAGGUAUUGAACAACAACCUUUCUUAGCUAUUGUGUAUCAACGAAAACCUUUGGAUAAAAAAGCGGAUCAGGCUAUCAAGGUGGUCAUGCGUCAUUUGGAAAUCAUUUAUAAUCCUACAACAAUUCAAGGCACCAUCUCAUUCUUUACAGCUCCAAGUGCUCAUAGUGAAAGUUUUGAUGCUUUAAUCGAAGUAGCUGGUGAUACUUUGGAAGGAUUCAAACAACAAACCCGCGCUGGCUUGGAGUAUGCUUUGGAAAACCAUUCAACACUAAAUCUCGAUGUGAAUAUGGAUGCACCUAUUAUCAUCAUUCCUGAAAGUUGUUUACAAGAAGACUCACCAGUGAUGAUUAUUGAUGCAGGUCAUAUUUGUAUUGACAGCGACCUUGCCAACCAGGAACUAGCUGAACAAUUCAAGACGAAUACUGUAAAGGAUUUUGGUCCAGACGAUUACAAACGAUUGGAAAACUUGAUGUAUGACAAAUUCAAUGUACAUUUCACCCAAAUUAAACUUUUGAUUGGCCGUCAUGUGAAGAAAUGUCUUGCUCAAUUGGAAAUAGAAAAUCAUAAUACCUCUGAUGGCGCUAGUGAUGCUCAUGUUCUCCAUCGUAUUGAUAUGGAUUUAUUGGUGGAACGAUGUAUCCUCCCUGGAUCGGCUCAAUUUACUAAACUCAAAGUCACUGGUCAACUUCCUUUGGUAUCCAUCAACUUUUCUACUCAAAAAUACAAGACUCUAAUGAAGAUGAUUGAUCUGGUUCUUCCUUCCUCUGCUGAUGAUGAUGCAUCUACGAUGGAACAACAGCAACAACAACAACUACAGAAGCAUCAACAGUCCCCAGCACUAUCACAAAGAAACUUAUUUGCACAACAGUUAUGGCAAGAUGAUCAACAACAUGAAUUGAUACUUUCUGACGAUGAUGAAAGUAUCCACAGCAGCGUUCAUAGUAGCAGUAACCUAUCCAAGACAUCUUCAAUCGCAUCUGGAAUCUCGAAAAUGGAAAUUGCUCGUGCACAACAAAACCAAUUUAAAUUCGAUUUCAAAGUGGGUCAAGUAUCAGCACUCAUAUAUGAAUCAGCAACUGAUCCAACCUCAAAGGACAGUUUACUUUGCGAAUUGAUCUUGGAAAACUUUGGAUUGGAAUUUAUCAAUCGACCUUAUGAUAUGUAUGUACAUGUUUGGUUAAAGGCUUUAACGGUUUUGGACAAGAUGGAACAUGGCAAGGAAUAUCGUUACCUGGUGACUUCUGAAGAUGCAAAAGGGACCUCUGGACCUAAAAAGGAUCUCGUCGAUGUCAAGUAUCAACGUGCAAAUCCAAAACAUCCGUUAUUUGAAGAUUCUUUUGAUGGAUAUGAACAAACAGUAGAUGUGCUUUUAUCCACUCUGACAUUUGUCGUGACACGAGACUCGGUGCUAACUCUUUAUAAUUGGAUCAUGGUGACUUUCACAGGUGGUGACACUACGGGCCAAGCAAGCGACAGUGAUACUACUGAUCAACACCGUGCUGGUAUGGAAGCAAUAGUGGAUGAUAUUUCAAGCCUUCAAUCAAAUCGAUUAUCUCUACUUGCCAAAGGAAAACAAUCCACAACUUCUUCUUAUCAACAACAGCAACAACAAAAGUUAGAUACUCAGGAUGCAGAUACUGGAUCGAUCAAAGUUAAUGUUCAAAUGGUAGGCGUUCAACUUAUCUUGAAUCAAGAUGGGAUCCGUCUAGGUACUGGUAUUCUUUCGUCUGGUGAUGUGACAGUUUUGUUACUUCCUUCAAGGCUUAUGGUGAUGGGUAAAUUUGGCAACUUUACACUUACUGACGAUACAGGUUCAGCAAUACAAACGCACGAUGAUGACCAUAUCAAGGACGAUACUUAUUAUCUCAAGAAAAUCUCGGAUGGUAUUUCUGAUAUCAAGAUCUUGAGUAUUGAGGAUGAUCAACUGUUGGACUUUACCUAUGGAACAAUGGAUCCUCGUGACGAUUCUUUCCCUGGUUAUCAUCAACAUCUUUAUAUGCGCAUGGGUGCUUUCCGUCUACUCUACGUUGAUGCUUUGAAACCAAUCUUGGAUUUCCUAUCUGAAUUCUUGGCUAUGAAGACUGUCUAUGAUUCUGCUCGAAUGGCUGCUAGUACGAUGACUACUACGAAUACAACAACAACAAGAACUCCUAUUGAUACCACUACUAAUCUGUCACAAGUUCAAGUGUCAGGUCAACAACAGCAACAAGAAGAUGAAGAAUCUCUAUUUUGUUUCGAUAUUGUGAUGCAAAGUCCUAUUGUGAUCUUUCCGGUGGGUGAUGUUUCUGAGAACAAUGUGGUGAUAGCACAUCUUGGUGAAAUCCGUGCCAAGAAUGAAUUUCUUACUUCUGCUCGUCCCAAUCUAUUAUCUGGAGAAACAGCUCAUAUUAAGAUCAAUCAAAUCCAAUGUGGCCUUUAUUCCAUUUCUCUUCGUUCAUCCAUUUAUGGUGAUACAAGUGGUCAUGGUUUACCUAUGCUUGAUAAUGUCGACAUUUCAGUGUGUAUUUCAAGUGCUUUGCAACGACAAGAUGCAGGAAAAGGUAUGAUGAUGGGUCCUCAAACAAGCAUUCGUGGUCGUAUCUCCAAUGUGUUAAUGUACUUGACGGAAAACCAAUAUCGCUGGCUAUUGGAAAUCGAAAAUAGGUUGAUGACAACAUUUAUGGGUUCUUCACAGGAAUCUGGAUCCGAGGAUGAAGAUGAAACUACAGCAACAACAACAAAUUCAGCAAAAGCGUCACAAACAACUAACCGUGAAGAAGUGAAGAAUAGGCACCAAGAGUCAACAAGUCGUGAUAUUCAACUUGAUUUGUGUUUCAACAUGGAAUUACUCUGCUUGGAAAUCUUCAAUGGAUCUGAAAGGGAUGCAAGUACUCGUGAACAAUAUGCAUUAUGCCGACUAUCUUUCGAUGAUACAGCAAUGAAAUUACAAAUGAUGACUGAUGGACCUAUGCUGAUGGAAGUACAAGUACGAUCAGUGAACUUUUAUGAUAUUCGAAAGGAUUCGACCUCAUCCUUCAAAGAUAUCUUACCGGCGGGUAAACAACUGGGUGGACCUCAAUUACAACUACAGUACAAGAGUGGUACAACAACAAAGGAAGGACAAACAAUAACUGAUAUGUGCGUCAUCGUAGACCGACCACAAUUGGUACUUUCUUUGGAUUAUUUGAUGUUAUUGAAGGACUUUUUCGUAUCUCCAUUUAUGGCCAAACCGCCUCCUACUGAAGCUCAAGCAUUUGUGGAAUCUCAACGCGAUAAAGAUCUUAUUGCUGCUCAACAACAACAACAACGACAACAACAACAACAACGACCUUUAUCCAGCCAUUCAGGUAGUCAUAUGUCUACCGCAAAUAGCCAUGCAACUUCAGCUAGAAAAUCGACAACAACAGCAACCACGAUGUCUACAUUCCGAUACAAGGUGAAAGUGGUUGAUUUGGAGAUUAUCUGCUUAGCGAAACCUGAUGUGAUUUCUUCUGAAGCAAUGGUGAUCUCUUUCCAAGAAUUAUCAGUGAUUCAGCAAGAAAGCUUUGAACUUCGAUUGAAUGGGAUUGGAGUCAUGCUUUGUAGAAUGGACAAGCGAGAUGAAUCGCUGAUGCAUUUGGUGGAACCAUUCAAUGUGGCAGUGGACAUGCAGCAACAAGCAUUGACAGAAAUAUCUGGACUUAGCAAUACAAGCAUUCAUGCGACUAUUCAGCCCAUUACACUUCGAUUGUCUUAUCAUGAUUUUAUUUUAUUGAUGGAUAUUAUUAACAAGGUAACGACUUUACUAUCUACAACUGCACCAACAACCACUUUGGAUCAAGAAGGCGGAUCAAUAACGGGUUCUAGUAUGGAUGAUGAUGAACUAUCCCUAGAUCAAGAAGCUGAAGGUGACAGAUACCCAGGAUAUACUUUGACAAGACAUGAAUAUGAGGCUACUCAGAAUAUCCAGGAUCAACAACAAGGAACUGAUCAGCAACAGGCAAAUCGAUUGAUUGAACCUUAUAUUGUCAUGUCCCGAGAAUCAUUAGAGGCUUGUUUUGAAGGAUUUCAGCUGGUGAUCGUAGAAGAUUUACAUGAUUUACCAUUUAUGGAUUUGAUUGUCAAGCCUUUUACUGUGAAUGUAUCCGAAUGGUCUAGAGCUCUUGUGGCAAACGUCAAAAUUUGUACUCGUUGCAAUAACUUUAAUUUCAAGAAUUCACACUGGGAACCAUUGAUUGAACCGUAUACCUUCGAUAUAAAUGUAACCCAAGAACCUACAACGAAAAGUCUAGAUAUUUCUGUGGAAUCAAAAGAAACGUUGGAUUUGAAUGUGACUCAUGCCUUUUUGGAAACCUUGAUGUCAAUAUCUUCUACCUUGUCUGAUAUUCAGCCCCUUCCUGAAAAUGCACAAAAGCAAGUGAAACCAUUUAUCAUCAAGAACCGGACUGGAUAUGAUAUGCGAUUUUGGAACAUGUCUGAUGAUGCAGAAGAUGGCGAUACCAAUAUAUGUUUGAUGAAAGACGGACAAGAUCAAGAUUGGACGUUUAGAGAUUGGAAAAAACGAAAGGAAUCUGUCAAGGUGAACAACAAUUUAUUGGGAAUAGAAAUUCUACAUAUGGGAUGGGAAAGUAUUUUACAUAUUCCUUUGGAUAUUGAAGGACAACAAUCGUAUCUUUUAAAAGGUGGUAAAGAUGGUAUUCCUCAUCGAGUAGUAGUGGAAAUUAUGCUCAAGAAUCAUGUCAAACAUGUGAUUUUCCAUGGUGGACUAACAUUGGACAAUCAAUCUGAAAAUUCUAUGCAAAUGACCAUGGUAGAUCUAUCAAGAAGAAUUGUAUCACCUAUUUGGACAGUUGAAUCAAAACAAGUCUUGUAUGUUCCUAUUGGAUUAUCGUAUCGUCCUUGGUUUGUCGUUCGACCUUCAGAUCAAUAUCAUUGGAGUGACAAUUUGAUACAUUGGUCAGACAUGAUCCAUCCCAAGGCACCUAGCAUUGCAUCUUGUAAACUUCAUAUUACGGAUUCACCAAAAUAUGUUUAUCAUCUCAGAGCUAUCUUUGACAACAAAAAUUCACUUUGUCGACAAUAUCCUAUCAUGAAGAUUCAGUUCGGAGCGCCCAUCAAGAUCGUCAAUCACCUUCCCUUUGACUUUAAAUGGACAAUGAUGGAUCAAGAUACAAACCAAUAUAUCUCCACAGUCAUUCAACAUGGUGAAUCUGAACAAAUUCAUACAUUCAGUUGUGAUGGCAAUCUAGCUUUUGUCCUGGAUAUUCAAAAGGAAGAUUAUGAACCUACGGAAUUGACGACCAUUCAAGUCAAUGAUAAUGGACCGGAAGAAGGCGUACCAUUAGUUGUGAAAGACAAGUCUGGGAAUACGAUUUAUUUACGAAUGAUCUUGGCACGAUCUGAAGAUGCGAAGAAUGCUCUCCGAAUCAAAAUCUAUGCGCCUUAUCUUCUUCUCAAUAAAUCAGCUCAUCGUUUGGCUGUCCGUAGUCGAGACUCAACUUAUGGCUAUAAAUCUACAACUGCUACCCAUGUCAUUCCAGCAUUUGAAGAUCAGGUGAUUCCAUAUAUGUAUUCUUAUCCAAUUAUGGACCGCAAGAAUCGAUCUGAAAUUUCUAUUGACGGAUCCAAAUGGAGUCAGGCUCUAUCUUUUGAAGCUGUUGGUAGUUCUGUAGAUGUACGACUCUCCUGCCGAAAUGGAUCUGAAAUUCAUGCUGGUAUUCAUGUGGAAGAAGGCGAAGGAAUAUACCACUUGACAAAAUUCAUUACUAUUGCCCCUCGUUUUGUUAUCAAGAAUAAGACUCAUUACAAUCUUAAAAUUGGCGAAUAUGAAAGUAAUGAAGCAUCUACUAUUGGUUCUCAAAAAUCUAUUCCUUUUUAUAUGACAAGAAAAUCCAGAUCCUUCAAAUGGUUAUGUCUUCAGUUGGAUGAAUUAGAAAAUACAUGGUCCACUCCUUUUGAUAUUCAAGAAAUAGGUGAUACAUUUAUCAAGGUACCAAAGGGAAAUGAUACAAGACCUAUAUUGAUUCAAGCCUCUAUUCGUAUGGUUAAUGCUACUAUCUUCAUCAUAUUAAAACAAACCAAUGAUUGGCCUUAUAUGAUCAUCAAUCGUUCAAGCACUGAUAUCACUUUUUAUCAAGAGCCUUCUGAAAAUGAUGAAGUAAAAAUCAAGAAACUUCCAGCUAAAAAGUAUCAUUUGACACCAGAACAAAAAUAUAUGAAAUACUCUUGGGAUAUGCCUGCCUCAAAAGAACGACGAUUAAUAUUGGAUAUUGGUGGAAAAACUCGUGUGAUUGAUUUCCAAGCCAUUGGAUCUCAAAUUCCUUUUAGAUAUAAGAAACACUAUCGAGGACCUGGUAAUGGUAUAGUAUCUAUUGAUAUAGCGGCACGUGAUUCGGCAUUGGUACUCUUAUUGACAGAUUUCCAGGAAGAAAACAGUUUGUUCCGACCUACUAGCUCUUCAGCUGAAUCCACUUUGGCUCCUUCAAGAAGUUCAAGAGAAAGCAGUAGUAUUCGUGAUCAUUUUGAAACUGUGGAUAUACAACUGUUUAUCAACUACACCUUUAGACUUCAAUUACAUGGUAUUGGUAUAUCCGUAAUUAACGGUCGUUCUCAGGAACUUGUUUAUGCUACUAUUAAAGAUCUUGAUUUCAAAUAUACCGACUCUAAUCUAUAUCAAUCUAUUCGUGCCGGCAUUCAAUGGUUACAAAUAGAUAAUCAAUUAUUUGGUUCAACAUAUCCUAUUCUCUUUUAUCCUUCAACUUUACCCAAGAAAGCCCCCUCUGGUGCUGAUGUUCAUCCUGCUCUUCAUCUUGCCCUAGAUAAGGUCAAAGAUAACACUCAUGGUGUAUCUUAUUUCAAGCUAUUUUCUGUUUUAAUGCAAGAAAUGACGGUAGAAAUAGAUGAAGAUUUACUAUAUGCCUUGAUGGAAUUUGCUCAAUUCAAUCAUCUACAAGAACAGCCCACAAAAAUUGAUCCUCAUCUAUUUAUAGUCAAGAUGGAAUUCCCUGAAGAAGAAGGCAAUCAAGAUCUACUCUAUUUUGAAGAAUUCUGUAUCCAGCCUAUGAGAUUAAAUCUUUCUUUUGUUCGUACAACCCGGGUCAGCACGGCAGAUGCAAGUGAAAAUACUCACUCGGCGGUUAGUUAUAUCUUUGACGUCCUGACUAUGACUAUUGGAAAUGUUAAUGAUGCUCCUGUCAAACUGAAUGCUCUUAUUGUGGAAAAUUUACGUGCAAGCAAUCAAGAUUUAUCAUCUAGAAUCAUGAUACAUUAUCGUGAUCAAGUAGUUUAUCAAAUUCAUAAAGUAGUAGGUAGUGCUGAUCUUAUUGGAAAUCCUGUUGGUCUGUUCAACACUCUUAGCUCUGGAUUUGGUGAACUAUUCUAUGAACCUUAUCAAGGCUUUAUUACAAGUGAUAGACCACAAGAUCUUGGUCUUGGCAUUGCUCGGGGCGUUGGUGGAUUAUUGAAGAAGAGUGUGUUUGGUCUGACUGAUAGUUUGAGUCGGGUAACAGGAAGUCUAGGUAAAGGAUUGGCAGUAGCAACCAUGGAUCGAAAAUUCCAAGAACGAAGACGUAUAAAGUUGACUCGUAACAAACCUCAACAUGCUAUCUUUGGUGUUACUCAGGGUGUCACUUAUUUUGGGACAAGUGUGGCUAGUGGUUUUGCUGGUUUAAUCAAACGACCUAUCGAAGGUGCUGAGGAAUCUGGUGUUAGUGGUUUCUUUGGUGGUGUUGGCAAAGGAUUGGUUGGAAUGGUGACAAAGCCUGUGGUUGGACUCUUUGAUUUGGCAUCUAAUGUUACGGCUGGUAUUCGAGAAACAACUAAUAUGUUUGAAGCUGGUGCUCUUGUUCGUGAAAGAUUACCUCGAUAUAUUGGAAAAGAUGGCACACUCAGUACAUAUUCACAAAGAGAGGCUUUAGGACAGAUGUGGCUCAAGGAAAUGAAUGAUGGUUACUACAAUCAAGAAAAAUAUAUUGCUCAUGUUUUAGGCAAGAAUGACGAACAAGUGGCCAUUUUGACCUGGCGUUAUAUCUUCCUAGUUCAUACUCGCAAGUUACAAGUACAAUGGUAUGAAAAAUUAGAACUUGUGGAAUCUUGCCAAUGGGUAAGCAAUGGAUUGGAAAAUAUCGAAGACAAUGGUAGUCAAGUGAUAGACGCGGAUGAUGUUGAUCAAGACAAUGAGAGCUUACUGAUGAUCAAGACAAAAACAAUCCCAACAAGGAUCAAGACCAUCGGUUUUAUGGAACCUACCUCUGGUGCCUGGUUCACUACCCAAUUACAAAAGGCAAUGGAACAACUUCGAGAAGACAAGGAUCGUCAAUGAUUGUCCCUAAUAAAUUAGAUGUAUAUCCUCCUCCCUCCUUAUUUAUUGUUUUUUAGAUGGAGAAUAAAAUAUGUAUCUUUUUAUAUCAUUA
Molecule: messenger RNA, 10156 nt
Organism: Halteromyces radiatus
Lineage: Eukaryota; Fungi; Mucoromycota; Mucoromycetes; Mucorales; Cunninghamellaceae
Exons: 35
Coding region: 22-10065 (3347 amino acids)
Biological process (GO): protein retention in Golgi apparatus; mitochondrion organization; late endosome to vacuole transport
Cellular component (GO): extrinsic component of membrane
Source: RefSeq, a predicted model, not a curated record